AUGACUGCAGCAGAGGAGGGCCACCUCUGCCUCGUCGUGCAGGAGAUGCCAUGGAUUGAAGGAAGCGACAGCGAUGUGUUCAAGUAUUUUCUGUUGUUGUUCCAGAUCAAGAGAUUGAAUCACCGCAUAAGUCAUGAGAGCAUAUCUUUAGACGAGGAGAAGCGGCUGAUCAAAGAAAUUAAGACCCUUGAAAAAACCAGGCCAAAGGUCAGUUCCAAUGCUGCUAAACGAGCUAAAAUGCAAGAUACAGUUGUUGAAAGAGAUGCCAUACAGGAACAGGUGAAAAUCAUCGGGGAUGGUAUAGAUGGAGUAAAGAAGGAGCGACAAGGGGUCAGGUCUAAGAUUAAGGUCCUGGAUGAUGAGAUGAAGGUUGUUGAUGGCGAGAUUGCUUUGCUUCAAGAAGAUUUAAAUGCAGCUACCGCUAGAAAGGAUAAAGCAUACGGGUCAUUGACCGAAUUGAGAAAAUUGCGUGAUCUUGCCAAUGCAUCCUUCCAUCAAAACCGCAUAGUCCUGAACAAAGCCAGGGAAUUAAAUGGCAGCAGGUUCUGA
Messenger RNA from Hordeum vulgare subsp. vulgare (domesticated barley), 549 nucleotides. RefSeq names its product proton pump-interactor BIP103-like. The record is from RefSeq and is a predicted model, not a curated record. The transcript is spliced from 5 exons. Lineage: Eukaryota; Viridiplantae; Streptophyta; Magnoliopsida; Poales; Poaceae. The coding region runs from base 1 to 549 and encodes 182 amino acids.